Messenger RNA from Cucurbita pepo subsp. pepo (vegetable marrow), 845 nucleotides. Its product is annotated as Nucleic acid-binding, OB-fold-like protein. NCBI's taxonomy places the organism in Eukaryota, Viridiplantae, Streptophyta, Magnoliopsida, Cucurbitales, Cucurbitaceae. Gene Ontology annotation, molecular function: translation initiation factor activity; RNA binding. The record is from RefSeq and is a predicted model, not a curated record. Gene Ontology annotation, biological process: translational initiation. Gene Ontology annotation, cellular component: nucleus.
GUAUUAGCCCAUCGGAGGAACCCUAAGUCUUCUCAUCUCACUUCAGACCGCCCCACCGUUCGUUCACUACCGUUCUCAUCUCACUCCACCGGCGCCCGGCGGCCCCCCACCUCCCACCUCUAAUCUCUUCUCUUCCCUUGUUAGAAGAAGAACUCUAGUUGAACUGAGUCACGGACAGAGCAUGAAGGGUGGAAGAAAGAACUUGCAGAGGGCAUCAAAUCAACAUAUCGUAGGCCUCGAAGAUGGUCAUAGCAUUAUGCAGGUUGUCUCAAUUCGUGGUUCCAAUCUAAUCGAGGUAAUGGAUGCACAAGGUGAGAAAUCACUGGCAUUAUUUCCUGCCAAGUUUCAAAAGAGCAUGUGGAUAAAACGAGGGAGUUUCGUUGUAGUUGAUGAAAGUGGAAAGAAGAAUGCUCUUGAAUCUGGAAGCAAGGUGGCAUGCAUUGUUUCUCGAGUUCUAUACUUUGAACAAGUUCGCGAGCUUCAAAAAUCUCCAGAAUGGCCAGAAAUCUUCAAGAAUGCAAUCACUGGAGAUCAAAACGAAAAUCUGCAAGCAGAGAAUAAUCGACAGGAAGAGGACGAAAUCGACUCGAGCGAUGAUGAUGGCCUUCCCCCUCUAGAAGCCAACACGAACAGAGCUAAACCAUUAAUAUUACAACCGGAAGAAGAAACAGAGUCUGAUUCAGAUUCUUAACUUGCAUAUUAAUUUGAAGUCCAUAAUUUUGAUUUAGUACUAUGAAUAUUCAUUUUGAUCGUUUGUCCUUCAAUUUUAAUUUUGUAAUUAACAGAAAUUUGAACUAACUGCAUUUUUUUCAUCUGUUAUAAUAUGUAAUCUAUGCAGUUUAGAA